AACUUGUACGCCAACCACGUGGCAGGCAUUCUGCUGGUACAGCACCAGUGCUGGAGCGCGCCAAACAACUCCACCGAGCCAGGAUUCGGCCAUUUUACCACCCACCGUGCACGUCCACGAAAACGCCAAGAGGGAAAAUGCGCGCGCAUGGCCUGCUCCUUUUGUCCAAAAAGGUCCUUCUUGCGAUGGUGUGCGAAAUCCUCGCACGGAAAAGCGAGGGUUCCUCCGACGGAACUUUUCCGCUCGGCUCUCUGUACGGGAUAGAUCACGGCGCAGAAAGGUCGUAUUUUUGUCGCGUUCCCUUUGAGUGUGGUUUUCUCCAUUGUCAGUGCGUUGGGAAAAAGGAUUUUCCAGUUCGGUGCGUGAUUGUUUGCCUUGUCUGGUGCUAAGGAUUAACAGUUUAUGGACACUGGAUUGCUGGAUAACCCCAGCGGCCUCGCGGCAAGACAACAAACGAUACCACCCGUAGACACGAGGUCGACCGUGUGGGUGGUGUAGAGCUAGUAGUAGCGGAGUGCGCGGGUGGAUACGGGAGCAGUGUUUUUCACCUCUUUGGCUUCGUUGGCGUCGUCGUCGUCAUCGUCGUGGUCGUCGGUCGGGUCGGACGAACUGAGCUCGCAGUCCUUCGGGGUAGGGCCUUCGCAGCUGUGACACGCUUCGGUUGGGUCGUGUUCUUUGCUCUUAAAGAUAGUACGGAAAAUUAGCCAUCCAUUUACUAGCCCUUAUAGCUUAACCCGUCGACCGACGUCGGUUGUCGUUGUACUGUGAUUAUUUAUUUACCAGCAGUGGAGACGUGGUGCUUCAGAAUAAGAGCUUAUAAGAAAUUUAUAAGGAAAGGUUUUUGCCUUUUAAUCGAAAUCUAGUUCAACGGAAGGUGUGAAUUUGGUAGAUUGGGACGGAGCAGUUUUUCGACAGUUUUCUGAAGAAGGUGGUGAAAUUCGAUCUCAAAUGCAGAGUGUGCGGAGGAAAUGAUUGCAUAAGUUCUUUUGUUCUGAGCAGCAUAAUCGUGCACCAUAGUGGAAGUGGAAAUACACAUAAUACAGUGCAGCGAGAAAGGAAAAAUCGAUUGAAGAGUGUUUGUGUAUUUCAAGUGGCUCUGAAGAGCUGAUUUUUCAACUAAAAAGGAUAAAGUGGAAAUUCUUAAGUGUUGGCCGUGAUUACAUUAGCGAAGAAACUGUAGUGCGUACUGUUGUCCGGGCAGGUCUGAAUGUUGAAAAUGUCCUCGAUAUCUGCGCAAGGAGUGGUUGAGCGUGCCUCGGCCGAGCUUUCCAAGCGCAUCAAUGGCCUUGGGCUGCGCUCGAAGCACCACCAUAGCAGCGGAAGCAGUAAAUCCGGGGAGAAAACAAGUGUGAUGGAACGCGUUACAAACGUGCUCUGUGGUGGUUCCAGUAGCAACAACAGUUCUGCACAGGCGACCAACGCCGGAGGUGCACCUGAAAAACCUUCCCGAAUAUCCGGUGGCUCUACCGGAAGUGUAUCGGCUAGCGGGAAGGGUUCUUCUAGUAGCAAAUCUCAAUCUAACACGCCGCAAACUACUCGUAAAAUAGCGCAUCAUCAUCAGCAUCACACCGGUGGCCCUAUCAAUCUGAAUCACCAUGGAACCAAUAUUCACACCGGAAAGCUGAUUGCGACCGCCCCUCCACCCCCGCAGAUCACCACGAUCGAACAGCUGUUACAGGAUGAACGCUUUCUGAAUCGGUUCUUCCUGUACUUCUCGUCGUUCGAGCGUUGCACUUUGGCUCAGGUUUGCCAGAAGUGGCGUGACAUGCUGUACCGUUCGCCGCGCUACUGGAGUGGGUUGGUGCCGGUGCUGUUGUGUCGCGAACUGCGUCAAACGUCCAAUCAGGACCGCGUCAAGUUGUACAACUCCCUAAUUCGUCGUAGUUUUCAUGCCGUAUGUUUGAUGGGGGCUACCGAUGAGGAUGCUCUGGAUCUGGUGCACUCGUUCCCACUGGCAUCGAAGCAUGUGCACUCGUUGAGCUUGCGGUGCUCCUCGAUCAGCGAUCGAGGAUUGGAGGCGCUAUUGGAUCAUCUACAGUCACUGUUUGAGCUGGAACUCGCCGGGUGCAAUGAAAUCACCGAAGCUGGACUUUGGGCUUGCCUAACACCUCGGAUAGUGUCCCUAUCGCUGGCCGAUUGCAUAAACGUAGCGGACGAAGCGGUCGGAGCCGUAGCACAACUGUUGCCUUCACUGUACGAAUUCUCCCUGCAGGCGUACCACGUAACGGAUGCAGCCCUCGGUUAUUUUUCGCCCAAACAAAGCCACAGCCUAAGCAUCUUGCGGUUACAGUCCUGCUGGGAGCUCACCAACCACGGAGUCGUAAAUAUUGUACACUCGCUGCCCCAUCUAACAGUAUUAUCACUCUCCGGCUGCAGUAAAGUGACGGACGAUGGUGUGGAGCUGAUCGCCGAAAACCUGCAGAAACUGCGAGCACUCGACCUGUCCUGGUGUCCGCGGAUAACGGACGCCGCGCUGGAGUACAUUGCCUGUGAUCUAAACCAGCUGGAGGAGCUGACGCUCGAUCGAUGCGUGCACAUCACCGACAUCGGAGUCGGUUACAUCUCGACGAUGCUGUCCCUGUCCGCCCUGUUCCUCCGCUGGUGUACGCAAAUCCGCGACUUUGGCCUGCAGCACCUAUGCUCGAUGCGAAACCUCCAGGUCCUAUCGCUGGCCGGGUGCCCCCUGCUCACCUCUUCCGGCCUGUCCAGCCUGAUACAGUUGCGCCAUCUGCAGGAACUAGAACUGACCAACUGUCCCGGAGCGUCGCAGGAACUGUUCGACUACCUGAGGGAGCACCUGCCGCGUUGCUUGCUGAUUGAAUAAUUGAUCGAAUCGUUGUUCAGUUGGUCGAAGUCGUUUCUGUUGUGUUUACGGUACUGGAUCGUUCUGUGAAUAUGCGUGGAUCGCGGCAAUCACGAUGUUUGGAACUGUUUUUUUUUCUUGAUAAUCGUUAGAUUGAACCUGUCCACUAAGUCAAUGGAGGGCAGAAGUUAGUGGCAGUUAGUAGCAAGUAACUUUACCUGAAGCAAGCAAAUUCUGAUAGGCAUCGCUGAAACCUAAGAUAAAUUUGCAAGUGAUUAUCGAUAAGUUGACAAAUUAUUUAUAAUGUAAAGCCAUACUAAAAAGACUACUUUUCAACAGAACUUCGUUACUAUUUGGUGAGUGUAUUGCAACUCUGCAAAAGAAAAAUGAAAAAUCAUUUUGGUAUCGAACUUAAUGAAUGAAGAUAACUAGUGUGUAUGAGAUAUAUCUGACAAUAUGAAUUAAGGGACAUUUUCUCAACUACAUUUUCUGUGUUAACUAUUUCCAUAGUGGGGCAACCAUACUAUGUUUCCAACAAAAUUAAAAUCGUGUUAUCAAAUGGAGUCCUUGCUACGUAGUAUGGACACCGGGACACUUGGACGGUAGAUCAUAAGCAAAUGGUUUCAUAACUAACCAUAUCUUUCCUAGAAAUUCACAAUGUCCAGAAGCUAACGGUGCGAUUCCAGGUUCCAGGUAACCGUUACCAGUUGUCAAUAUUUUUCCCACGCAGCACACAAGUCACAAAGGAGUAUCGACAGUGCAGGUUUUUGGUUGGACACGAGUCAUUUUCAAGUUAUUCUGCCUUUGAGUUAGAAUUACAUGGCUGCCGAAGUAACCAAAAGUUCAGAUAAUAGGGUACUUUAUAAGCUAUGCAGCUUGUUAUAGGUUGCUCUUUAGCCUUCUAAGCAGCUUCAUUUUUAAGUAAUUUUGGAACUUGAAAGUUCACAUAAGGAAGUCGGAUAGCCUUCUAAGCAGCUUCUGACGGAACUUCCUCAAAAUGAAUGAGAAAACAAAAAUGUACUUUUCUGAUUCAUCACAAUUUGUUGUUGCUUGUAUUACUGAGAAACAUGCUCAAACUUACUUUACAUACUUAUUUACUUACGCAUAUGGCACUCCUAUGUAGAUUUGAAGCGGGACCUCCUGCAUGAUAAGCUGCCAUCAUACCUUUGCGCUGCUAUAAAUACAUAAUAUGGCUAAGUUAACUUCGCUACUGUACAAGUGUACAAACCUUAGAUGCCGACAGAGGAUUGGUUCAAGUCAGAUUUCAUGCGCUUUGCACUUCAUUGAAAUUGUGAUGUCGAGGUAGAGUGUAGGGCUCUAACGCAACGACUACCGGUUCGAAUCUUGUGGGCGUCUUUGUUUUCAUGUGCACUUCACAUUUAUUCUAUGUUGUCUAUGAAAAUUUGCUUAUAAUGCUGUUUUUGCUAAAAUGACAUAAAUAAAUCCUUAGAGCUUCAAGCUACUGAAAUGAACUUCAAGGAACUAGAAAGUUACAAAGUUCCGAGUACAAUCUUAAGCCGCUUUCAAAUUCCACGAAGUUCAAAUAGAGUUCCGAAUGGAACUUUCUGGCUGCUUAAGAGGCUAACAAUGAGCCUUGCUGGAACUUAUGUACGAAGGCAUUGUUAGCCUCUUAAGCAGCUAGAAAGUUCCGUUCGGAACUUUUUCAGAACUUUAUGGACCUUGAAAGUGCAUUUUGUCAUGGGAAGCGGGACUUUUGGUUACUUGGGUGUACCUCCUGUCCAACCAAAAACCUGCGCUGUCGACACUUCUUUGUGACGUGUGUGCUGCUUGGGUUGGUUUAUUCAUGGGAAUGUAUCUCACAUAGCGAUAUUUAAAUCCGUUUGCCUUGAUGUAUUUGUGGAAAUCAUACUCAGAAGCAUCCACGUUGCAACAGUUGAGUUAUUUAGGAAAAAUAUGCUUCAUAAUUGAACUUUUCCAGUCUCUUCUUCUUAUUCUUCCGGACUUUUCCGGCCUUCUACCCUUCACAUUCUCACAUUCUUAAGUCUACUCUAACAUGUCCUUUUAAGAUGGCGACCUUCCUAACUUUGGUGUAGCGAUGGCGGCUUCCUCUGGCCCUUCUGGACUUCGGGCUGUUGAGUACGGCGACGGACUCGGUUGACGGUCCCAACGUAAGGGGGAAGCUUGGUUGGUUCUCUGCACACCUUUCAGAACCGAAGUUCUGGACAAAAUAGCGGGGAUCCUCUAGAUUUCAAAACACGGUGUUAAUGUCACGAAGGUUAAUAAUGGUUAACCCAAGGAUUAACCAGAUUAUCUGCUGCCCUCUCUUUCUGCACUUUUCGUCUGCCUCACUCUUUUGGUGGGUAACUUGCUGCAUGAUACACUACUUCAACCAUUUGAAUUAGCGGUUCUUUCUAUAGUGUUCUAGCAUCCUAGAGUGAAGUGUACUUAGGUCACUGGUACUGACCUUCGGUGUUCGAGACAUUGCGCUGUAGUUAUCGUGUCCGUUAAGCCGUUCGCGUGCAGAUCUCCUUCCAUCUUGGUUUUUCUUAUAGCCAUCCCUUUCAGGAUACCAACAGGAUCCUGUUUUUCCCUCUGGUGAUGGGUUGUGGAAACUGCGUAGAUGGUGGCGUGGUAUGGUGGACUGUAAAACUUUGGACUAACACGAAUUAAAAUUAACACUAAAUUUAAAAAACAAUCCACAUUGAACUACAACUUACAACUUUCAAAGUCUGUUUGUUCACGGGUAUUUUGACACCGGCCGUCGUGUAAUCAUCAUUCGAUCUGCAUGCAGAACAUGCACCUCCCCAACUAACAAUCGCAAGCCGCAAACAAGCAUGCAUGCUGAAUUGUUGCUUUAUAAUAGUAAUGAUAGCUGAAAUAAAAUUAUGCUGUACACAUUACUGUACAAAUGUUUUUUCAAGCAUUUUCAAUUUUCAAGCGAGCUCGCUGUCGGAGCCCUUCCAGCAUUCUAUGUUUUUUUUCAACUUUUAUUGCAAAUACUUCACCAACUAGCUCUUGAUCGACGGAUUCUUCACCAGGUGGUCAAAUAGCAUUCCCGUUAUGUCCUUGUGCUUAUAACAACAGUCUCUCUCAACUCACUCAACUCCAGGGUCUUUCUUACUUUUCUUAACUUUCCUUAUGCAUCACGUUGGAAGCAGCUAGCCGAUGUAUGCGGCACAUGUUUACUAUGUAUAUGAAUGCAUUCAACAGAGAAGCGCAAUCAAAGACAUUAACUUGCACGAUCAGUAUUUGUUUCGAAAUGUUCGCUAUUGCCAUGCAAAUGGGUUUCGAUCUUAUUCAGAUCUUUCUACCACUUUUGAAGACCUCAGACACCAUGUCUCAACGGUACUCAACACAACUCUUCAAUCAUUGGGUCCAGUGAUCUAGCGUUGGGCAAUUUUGAAUCGAUGUUCGCAACAUCGAUGUUUUUAUUCCGAUUAAUCGAUUUUUUAAAUCGAUGUUGAAGCCCCACGAAAUCGACCGAAUCGAUUUUUUACAUUCGAUUUUUCUUUGGAUUCAAAAAUAUGAAAAAAUUUUUUUUUUUUUCAGAAUGAUUCCGAACAUUUUUUUUCUUUUUGAGAGUACCUCUCAGAAUUCUGGAUGAAUGUUUCUUAAUCAUGGGGAAGAUCACCUCUUAGGAUCCCUCUCAGGGUUAUGGGGCAAUCUCUGGGGAUUCUAAUGGGAUAUCUUUUAGUACUGCAGGAGAAUCUCUCUCAGGAUUCUAGAAGAAUCCCUCUUAGGAUUCUGGAAGAAUCUGACAGGGAGUUCUGGGGAUAUCCGUCUAAGCAUUUUGGGAGAAUCCCGAGGAAAAACUUCUCUCAGGAUUCUGAGGGAAUCCAUCACAGGAUUCCGGGAGAAUCCAUCUUGGGAAUGUGAGGUAAUCCCUCAGGAUUCUGGAAGAAUUCCUCUAAAGAUAUUGAUAGAAUCCAUGUUAAAACUUGAGUAAUUUCUCCCAGAAUUCUAGGAAAAUCCUUAAUAGAAUUCAGGGAGAAUUCCUUUUGGAAAAGUUUUUUUUUCUCUUUCUGGGAUAAGGUCUCUCAGGAUGCUGGUGUGCUAAUUUUCAGCAUUUUGGAGAUAUCCUUCAUAGAAUUUUUAAAGAAACUCCAGAAUUAUGGUAAAAUCCAUUUAAAAAAUCCGGAGGAUUUUUUCUCAACAGUAUUAUAUGGGAAUACCUAUCAGAAUUCUAGGGAGUCUCUGGAUUCUAAUGGAAUUCAUUUCAGGAGUUUGGGGUAUUCCCUACCAGGGUCAAAUCCCUUUCAGUAUUAUAAGAAACUUCUGGAUGAUCUGGGCUGAUUCCUCUAAGGAUUCUGGAAGACCCUCACUUAGGAUCCCGCUCAGAAUUCUGAUGAAAUCUUUCUCAGAAUUCUCAGGAACUCCUCUCAGACUUCUUGGAAAAUCAUACUCAGCAUUCUCAGGAUUGAGGCGUUUUUCCUCUCAAAAUUCUUGGGGAAUAUUUCUUAGGAUUCUGGGGAAAUCCCACACAGAACCACUAGAAUCCUUCUCAGUAUACUGCGUAAGAUCCUUUCAAGAUUCUGGAGGAAUAUCACUAAGUAUUCUGCGGGUACUCUUCCCUAGAUUCUCUAAAAAUUCGGAUUUUUGGGGUAAUUCCCAUCAGGAUUCUGAGAAAAUUUCUCUCAAGAUUCUGGGGAACUGGUCUCAUGAUUCUAGAGAAAUCCUUGGGAUUCUAGGGCUAUAUUUUUCAAGAUUCUAGGGCAAUUUCUUUCAGAAUUAUUAAUUAUUGUAGAAUUACUCACGAGAUUCUGGACAGAAUUCUCUAGACAAAUUUGGAUUGUGGAGCGGACCUGGUGUGAUGGUUAGAACACUUGACUAUCACGCCGAGGACCUGGGAUCGAAUCCAACUCCCGACAAACUCGCAAAAUGUGAGUUCUUCCUUCGGAAGGGAAGUAAAGCGUGGGUCCCGAGAUGAACUAGCCUAGGGCUAAAAAUCUCGUUAAUACAGAUAAAAAAAAAAAAAAAAAAAAAUUUGGAUUUUAGAGAAUCCCCGCAUAGAUUUAGUGAUUCCUCUUAGGGUACGGAAGAAAUCCUUCUCAGAAUCCCAAUAGAAUUCUGUUUUCUGGAACAGUUGCUCCCAGAAAUCCCUUUCAGGGUUCUGGGAGAAUCCCUCUUAGUAAUCAGGGAAAAUCCCUGACAAGAUUAUGGGAAUUUUUUUGAGAUUCUGUUGUAAUAGUUUAAAGUAUUCUAAAUUCUAAAAUCUAAAGGAAUCACUCUCAGAGUUCUAGGACAGUCCCUUUUAGAAGUUUGGGACAGUCCUUCCAAGGAUUCUAGGGGAAUGUCUUUCAGGAAUCUGCGGUAAUUUUCUCUCAGAAUUCCAGAGAAUCUCUCUCAGGAUACUGGGGAAGUCCAUUCUAGAAGUUUUCGUAAUCCCUUCCAGGGAUAAUCGUUAUCAGAUUUUCGGAAAGUCUCUCUUAGGUUUCUAGAUAUAUUUCUCUCAAGAAUCUGGAAUUACCACUCGUAUGAUCCCUCUCAAGAUGCUAAGGAAUCACUUGUAGAAUUCUGAGGAAUACCUUUCGGGAUUCUGGCAGAAUUAUUCUCAGUAUUCCAAUGGAUUCCACCCAGGAUAUUUUGGGAAUUCUGGGAGAAUACUUAAAAUGAUUCUGGAGGAAAUCUUCUCAAGAUUCUGGGGUCCUAUCUCCCAGAAUUCUGUGAGAGUAUAUCUCAGGUUUCUUUGGCAAUCCCGCCCAUUUCUUUCAGGAAACCAUUCUCGGGAUUCUGGAGUAAUCCUUCUUAGGGUUCUAAGCUAACCUUUUGAGGAUUCAAGGUCAUUUCUUUUAAGUUUCUCUCAGUAUUCUAGAUGAAUUUAUCUCAAGAAUGUGGAAGAACCGUUCUUGGAAUUCCUCUCAGAAUUCUGGGAGAAUGCAUCUAAGGAUUCUGGGAUAAUCCCCCUUAGGGUUCUGGAAAAUUUUGGGAGAAUCCCAAGGGAAAGCUUAUCUUAGGAUUCUGAGACAAUCUAUCACAGGAUUCUGGAAGAAUUCCUCUCGAGACUCUGAGACAAUUCGUCUCAUAGAUAUGGAGUAAUCUUUCUCAGGAUUCUAGGAAAAUCCUCAAUAAAAUUCAGAGAUAAUUCCUACCAAGAUAGUCUUGCUUUCUUUUCUAGAUAAUGUCGUUUAGGAUUUUGGUGUAUUUUCAGCUUUCUGAAGAAAUCUCUCUCAUAAUUCUUAAGGAGUCUCUUUGAAGAUUCUGGAGGAAUUUCUCUCAGCAGAACACAUCUCAGAGUUCUGGGGCAUCUCAGGAUCUCAGGAUUUUUCUUUCGAUUCAAAAUUAUUAGUUUUUUUUUUCAGAAUGCACUGUCUCAUUAUUGUUAUAUCCAGAUUCGCAAAGUGUUUGAUGUGCAAUCUUAAAUUUUCAUAUUGAAUUUAUUUAGACAAAUAAAACAUACCAUUAACUUGAACUACAUGCAGCAAACGAAUCAUUUAAUGGUUUUGUUUUGUAAUAUUUUAUAAUAUCGAAUCGAUGUGAAAACAUCGAUUCAAAGCAUUCGAUUAAAUCGGUGAAUCGAUUCUGCUGAUACGAUUUGAAUCGAUUCACAAAAAUCGAUGUCUCAGCCAGAUUUGCCCAAUGCUACAGUGAUCCCAAGCCUUUUUAUUAUACCUUGGACAUACAUGAUGGAAUUCGUACCAUGGUACACGUUAUCAAAAUGUUUCUAAAGAAUAUCUUUUUUUUAUAGAAUGAGAAAAUCUGCAACAUAUACCCAAGAGGUGGUUCCUCGGGUGAUGUGGGGAUCGACCCACUAAAAACUCAUUCUCUCUCUUCCUUACCUUCGCGGUACGCCCGUUAGGGAUGAUUUCGAGAAGGGGGGGGGGGCGUACAUGAGUACACUCUAAUAGUAAGCGUUCCACCAGCUACCGCCUUAAGUUGUUCACUCUCCCCUGGAGGCUCGGGUCCUGGCUAGUACUUAGACUACCCGUUGAACUCAAGCUCCUGAAUGGGAAGGGGGAGCCAACUCAACUAGCUGUUGUUCGGCUCGCCAUUUACUCUGUAGUUCAAGUACGAUUCGAGAAACCGUGGAAGUAACGGAAUCCCACUUGUCCGCCCCCAUACACAUCCUUUCAACAAUGUUGUCAGGCGUGAUAUCUCUACCGCAUACCUCCUGCAUACUCGACCUUUGCUCCACGAAACGUGGACAUUCAAAGAGCACAUGCUCCGCGGUCUCGUCGCAGUCUGCACACUCCGGAUAUGCGGGGGAGCCUGCGUGUCCGAAUCUGUGCAGAUACCACCUAAAGCACCCAUGGCCUGACAGAAAUUGAGUCAAGUGAAAAUUCACCUCGCCAUGGGGCCUGCUCGUCCACUUGGACACGCUCGGUAUGAGCCUGUGUGUCCAUCUACCCUUGCUGGAGGAAUCCCAUUCGCUCUGCCACUUCAGCAUAGACAAGGUUCUGGCGAUACGCCUCGCGCUUCUUAUGCCGGGUCGCUCGAAGCAUUCUUCAUCCUCUGCCACCACUAAAGCUAUGGGCAUCAUGCCUGCUAGCACACAUACCGCGUCCUUUGAGACCGUGCGGUAUGCGCUCACCACCCUAAGGCACAUCAGCCUGUGGGUACUCUCAAGUCGCUUCACGUUUCGGUUAAUCACUAGCGCCUUCGACCAUGCAGCGGCGCCAUACCGUAGUAUGGAGACCGCUACUGCCGCGUGCAGCUUACGCUUACUCGAGACUAUUGCCGAGCUGUUUGACAUUAUCUUUGACAAUGCCAUUAUCGCCAUGCUUGCCCUUUUGCGGGCAUAUUCUACGUGGCUUCCGAAUUUCAGCUUAUCGUCGAUCAUGACCCCCAAUUGCUUCAGUGAGCGCAUCUUGGAUGAAGACAGUUAACAGUAUAAAACUCAUUUCAUGAUGGUUGUACCAUGGUACGAAAACCACCGGUUUGUCCACGGUAUUACUCAUGACGUUCUGGUGAUGUUCAAGUUCAAUACCUGAUCCCUUAUAGCCGAAUCGAUGAAGGCGCGCGUACUCAUCAUUGUCUUGAUUCGAUUCUCGAUUAGUUUAGGUUCUUUUAGCGAUUUCCUAGGCUUCCUUGAAAGUUUACCAUCGUGCGCAUGUACGUAUUAAUUUUUAGGCCUUUGGUAAGUUGGUAACCUGGAUAAAAUGCCGAAUUUUCGAUUUUUCCCUUAACGUCUAUUAUAUAUCGAUCACUUCAAGUUUUAGAUGAACCUUUCCAAAAAAUGUUCGCAAAUGUGCUCAAUGUAAUGGAUAGAUGUUGACAUGUCCCAAUCAAGAAAUCUGUUCGAAAAUGUUGGUCGAUGGACUUCAACGGUACCAAACCAAUAGACAAAUGAAUGACUGUAGUAAUGCGAUAACGGCUGUGUAGAUAUAAAUUGUGUAAAAACUCAGUUAGACUAGGCUAUCCUAUUAAUUACAAACUAUUUCAGGUCAGGAGUGCAAUUUAUGUUAAAGCGAACUUAAAACGAACUUCUGAAUGGUUUUUUGUAACAUUACCCAUUGUUUAAAGAAGCGCUAAAAACCCAUAAAUCUAAUGAUAUUAGCGCUAGUGUCGAAAAUAGAGAAAUACAUAUUAUAUAAGUAUAAAAAUCCAAAACAAAACAAACUUGUUAUGACAAAUUGACUAUGGCAAAAAGUAUUGCAAAUCGACGGAGAAGAGAAUAUGGUGUAAAUAUUUUUUUUAACUAUAAGCGGAAAAUGCCAGUUGUUGAACGUAUAUUGUAGAGUCCUAUGAAAAUUAAAACCCAAACUAAAACAAGUCCUUAAAACAGUUUUCUUACCAAUGAAUGCAAACCUAAUGAUACUAGCAAACCAAAAAAAAAACUACGACUAACGUUAAAGCCUAGCAACAAACUAACCCAAGAGCGAAAAAGGCGAAAUUAAGUCGCGAGGCACAUACAGCAUACUCUUUAACCCAAAACCCAAACCAAAGUCGAGAUCAAACUGAGAAAGACCGCCCAAAUCUGACUGAUAUUCCCGUACUCAUUAUAAGAUGAACCGUCACUCAGAAUAACGUAAAGAAACAGCUGUUACCUUUAAGAAGCAACCAUCUUAGACGCAAUCACCGUUUUCAAAUACCGUCGUCACCGUAAUCGAUGCUUGCCCCUCAUUCGUUUGGUUUGUUGAUGAAAAGAUAAACUCCUCUCUCACACCCCACUCUCAUAAUCGCAUCCAUUUUGCUAUCGAAAGCGUUUUUAAGAAAACUGAGCAAAAAAAUAGCAAAGGCGAAUAUUUCCAAGAAAUGUAAUAAAUAGUUCUAUAUUACAAUGCAUAUGACAUGAUAAUGAAAUAAAAUUUAAAAACCAGAAAGCUGAAACAAACAAUUGCGUUUUCAUUGUUUGAGACAUAUGCCGAACUCUAGUCAGUUUUUUCUUCUGUCGAUUCCAAUGACCGUGAAAGCAAAUAUACUAUAUUAACAAUAUAGGUCACUCUUAUGAUUUUUUGGCGACACCUUUUUAGUGAAUGUGGCGCCACCAAGCGUCAGAAGAGGUACUACUACACACUAAAUGCAUGCGCUAUCCGAAUGACGUUUAUUCUGUCGAACUCUCAUUGCAUGAUAGGGAUGCCCAUUUCUUCUGAAAUAAUCGAUUAACAUUAAUCGAUUUUUUUUUCAACUAUACUCAAAUUAGAACAAAUUCAAUUCUCUCUUCUUAAACAAUUUUUGGCGUAGGGGUUGUGUGCUAGUAGUGGACCCUGCGCCUAUAGUGAACCCCCUACAGAAAAACCCAAAUAUGAAUGCCCAAAUCAACUGAUUCGAGGCAAAUUCCACCGGGUGAACAUCAAUUACAUUGUUCCACAGCAGUUCCUGACAAACAAAUUGCCAAGUGGUCACAAAAAUCGAUUAUUUUAACUAUUUAAUGAAUGUAAACACUCAAAAGGGUCCACUAUAGGGCACAUUCAGGAGGGUCCACUAUAGGCUCCGUGGGCAGCGUGACAGAUAACAUGGAAAUCAAAUGAGAGGUCCACUAUAGGCGCCGAGAUAUGUGUAAACAAUCCUAUAGUGGACCCCGGUGGGGUCCAUUAUAGGCAACAUCGAUGCAUAUUUUCAAAUGCGUAUUUCACUGGAAUAAUUGAUUAUUGUUGUAUGUUUGACGAUCUUAACAUAAAGAAGGGACAUGAAACUUGUCAUAAAACUCCACUUUGGAACAGUCCACUGACGUAACAUAGCAUAAAACCCGCAGAAGUAAAUGUCGAUGGCUUAGGGGGUCCACUACUAGUACCCAAACCCUAUAUUCUCGUUGCAGCACCAAAUCGAAGUCGCGACUCGCGACAUGCGAAAUAACUUUAACCCUUUUUAAGGCAGUGGCAACUAUAUUGCCACCUUAUACACAUAUUUUUUUUCUGUUCGUUUAGGAAAUUUUUAAAACUUCUGUUUUAACUGAUGGACCCAUUAGGCCUUUGUGAACACUAAUGAUUUUUUUUGAGCCAUAACAAAUAUGAAUGGGCUUUUUAGAACAAAAUGUCUGUCCAAAAACUUCCAUUUUUGGGUGCAUAAAGGUUUUUAAGCUCGAACUUCUGUUGUGGUCAGCAAAUUGAAAAUCAAAUGAUGGGGAUUAAAGGCCCAUGUUCCUUAUAGUUGCGGACAACAUUUCAACUUGAUUGCUUCAUUACUUUUAGGAACUCAGCCAUUUGAAAAAAUGUACUAUUAUAAGUGGGCAUGUACUAAAAUUGCCAUAUCGUCCAAAAUGAUUGGCCAAUCGACUUCAAAUCCACACAUGUAACUCAUGAAUAUUGGGGCAAUAACUUAUCAAAAAAUCAGCAUGAUUGAUAAAAAGCAUCACAAAAUAACAACAUUUUAAACUUUGUUGACAAAAAGUUGAAAUUUAGAUCAAUUUUUUUCAUACAAAAUCGACCAUCGAAUUUUGUGAAAAUAAAAUCGUAUUUGUUCAUUACACCACAUGUGCUUUAUAUUCCAAUGUAGAACGAGUUGAUUCCGUGCCUGGUUUUCUCGGCCUUAUAAAGGGUUAAACUGAUGAACGUACAUAACAGACUAAAACACAGAAGACCCUAAACGAGCUUUCCGUUAGCGAGUUAUGAACGGUAUUUGCUCCGGAAAUUACACAAGAAUUUUCUUGUGGGAUCCCUUUAAGAAUUGCACUCUGGAUUGUUUUUCUCCAAGAUUCCUACAUAUGCUCUUGGGGGAUUCCUCCUAGAAAUAAUUCUGGAAUUAUUUUAGGAACUCCUUUCGGGAUUGCUUAGGGAGAGCGUUCCAGCGUUCCUCCUCCAUCCUCCAACAUUUUUUUUAUCAAAUUUCUCCAGCAGUUUUGAAAAAAAUCCUCCAGAUAUUCGUUCUGGUAUUUUUUUUUUUCAAAAGUUCCUUCUGGGAUUGGGGUAACGGUUGAAUUUUGGACCCCUAGAGGACAUUGGUUUGAAUUUAAUUCAAAAUCAAACAGAUUCAGAGGGUAUUUACACAUAAUGAUGAUGUUAGUAUGUUCGUAAAAGCCUCCACUGUUCGUUAAAAAUACCCACAAGGUGAUUUCUGGUUGAAAAUUUGAUGAAAAUAACUGAUUUUUGAAGCAUCACUUUUCACUGUUUUGGACACCCUAAUAUAUUUUGGACCCUCUUCAGUAUAUAUUUUGGACACCCGGUGUUUAAACUCGUUUGAAACUAUUUUGGAAGAGUUUACCGCUUGAAUAUACUGGAACACAUCCUAAUUACUUGAUUGACAAAGGCUGAUUAGACGAACUUUGCGAAAUUAAUGCGCUAGAAUGAUAAACGUUUUUGUUUACAACUGCAAGUUUCCUCAGCACUGCAAUCUCUUUUUGUAAACAUGAGGCGGCACUCGCACGGCCGACGAGAUUGGCAAAAAAUAAUUUCAAGGCAAAUAAGGAUAUUUCCAGUGAUGAAAUGAUUGCUGCCCGUGCAGAGCGAUCCUAUUUAGCGAAUGAUUCUAAAAAUUUCCGUCAUCUCAUCAUUAAACCUGUGUAAGUUGUGAUAAUAGGACACAGGGGGUCCAAAAUAUAUGGGGGUCCAAAUUAUAUUGGUUACCCUACAUAUCUCCAUGAAUAAAACGCAAUCAGUGAAGUACUAGAUUUGUAGUAAAAGGUGAUUUUUUGUAUGAUGAGAAAGUAAAUUCUCCGUUACUGCAAUAAAAUGGUAACUGCAAUAAUGGUAAUAAAAAAGCAAGGGUUUUAUGACUGUUAGACUGAUUUGAUGUUGUUUGAGCAAAACUUUGGGUAACUGUGUAGUUCCCCAAAAUUUUGCUGAGGCAGCAUCACCGUUUCAAUGCAGUAACGGAGAGUUUAGCAUCUCAUCAUACAAAAAACCAACUCAUUACUACAAAUCUAGUAUUCACUUAUUCCUUCUGGGAAUCCCCGAUAAAGUACUUCUGAAGACAUUCCAAAUUUAUAGAAAUCUCGGAAGGAAUCACAAAAAUAAUUCUUGGAGGAUUUCUGAUACUUCAAAGAGAAAACUUCUGAAGGAAUCCUGGAAAGAUCCCUAGAAAAAUAUUAAUAAAUUGUUCAUAUAAAAUCGUGUCGCCACGUCGAUGGUUUGUUCAAAGUCUCAUUUAUCUAUUGUAAGCACAAUAUAUUCGACGCUCACUCUUCACUUGGUUAUAGUAAUGGUAAGAGAAGUGCCACAAAAAUAUUCCUAUUAUAAUGAUUUAUAAUAAUAAGGAACAUAAUAAUUGUAAAAAUAACGUUUGAUGAAUCGCGUUGGUCACAAAUUCAUGUAGACCGGUGCAAAAAUCAAUCUGAAUCGAUUGGAAACGAGCCAACGUUCCACCAAUCGUUAUCACCAUUAUGCUUUGAUCGCGUAGCGUUAUGGAAGGGACAGUUUUGGAUAAACACAUGAUCCAACGCGGAACAAACCGCGCUUAGUAAACGAUUAGUCCAGAGCACAUAUUUAUAAACAAAUCAUUUGCUUUCCACUUCCCUGAUGCUACUACGGUUAUGCUUGGCAAUGGAACUCUAGCGCAAGAUCAAUGUCAAUGUCAAUUAUUAAGCGUAUGAUACGCAGAUCGCAUACAUUCAGAACAUUAUAGGGAAUGAAUGAUCAAGUUGUAUUGAAUGAAAACGUUUUCAUAUUCAGGAUCAAUCAUGAUCUUUACUACGCGUUUUCAUAUUCAGGUUCAUUCAUGAUCCAUAUGAUGCAAGAAUUCUAGAUGUGUGGUAGUACAGAAAUUAGAUCGAUUCAUGUAGGCAUCUCCGGUAAUACGCAUGCGUGAGAUGAAUUAUGCGAUCGGAUUUGAUAUUGCGCACUCAGAUAAAGACUUCCCAAGUAACCACGAAGCCGUAUAUAAGUGCAUCAAUUUUGCCAUAUAUUCAUAAUUAAAAUUGUGAAUAUAAUGCUGCAUUACUUUAAAAACCUCAUUGAAGCAAUAUUAAAGUCGAAAAGGGCCCCACUAAAAUAAAAUUAGGGCCACAUAUUGCAGCACGCUGACAGCCAUUGCUAAAGUAACAUAAAUGCAUGUGCUGUACAUUUGCAUUUGCACAUGCUUGAUACGUGCAACACGAAAAACCAAAACAAAAAUCUAUUUUUAGCACCGUUUCGUUAUCGACGGUACUGAUUCCCCCACACAUGAAUGUUUUAACCAUUAUUUUUUUGUCGUCGGGUCGGGAGUCGAACCAGAAGUGUUGAAGACCGCUAGAUGAGUUCCAUGCGCGCUGGCACCUUGGACCGUUUCUGCUGCAGUGAUAACAACAGAUAUUUCAUUAACUAAAACUGUUCUUCUGUCUCAAUCAUUGCAAUAGAGGGUAAAACGACUAUGUCAUAUGUAAUAGAAUACAGUAAAUUAUCACAUUCUGAUAAAUUAUUGACAAUUACAUAAUGCAUUUUAGAAGAUAUUUGAUCAACAUAAGAAAAUUAAACCUCGAUUAAAACACCCUUCGCACACUGCUCAUAUGCUAAUUGUGAUUUCCAUCAUUAUUGGUAUGUGAUAGCAGCCUACAGAAAAGAGAAAAGAUCAUCAGAAAGAUCAGAGAUUCUUCAAAAAGGUUUUGCUGUCGUCGAUCGGUGGCUCAAACGGGGAUCAAGUUGGUCGGGAGUCGAACCAGAAAUGUUAAAGACCGCUAGAGUUGACCGUAAAAUUGUUCAAUCUUCUUGAUUUCAUUUGUUUACCAUUAGAGUCAAGCUUUUAUAAUUGUAUUGUUAGAGCAAACUUUGCUAGCUUGUACAUUGCAUUUGUUCAGUUUUUGCAGUGUUGAAUUAUUGAAUUAUCUUAUAUCACCUUUUAAUAAACCCUAAUGUAAAGAAAAAUGCAAUGCAUCAUCACAUUGGUAAUGUCAAUCUAAAGGAUUAUUGCAUGACAAGUGUGGAAUUACUGCAUUUCGCAUUGCAAAGGUUGAUAUUCAGUCUAAUUCGUGCAAUGAUAUAAUGCUUGUGGUUACUUGGGUUGCCACUUAUACAUAAGCACUAUGAUUAAGCAAUAUUGUGAAACCCUAUUAAACCAGACAAGCACCGCUAGGAUUACAAUUGUAUGCAACUAUCCAUGCUCACCAUUAAGAGUUAAUCCAGGAAAACUCUAAUCUAUUGCAGAGGCUUAAUUGCUGAAAAGAUUCUCAAUUCGGCUAAAUUAAUUGUAAGCAAGAUUUGCUUGGAAGGUUUGUAGCAAUAUUAUAUGUAUGCAAGUUAGAAUCUCGAUCGAUCAUGGCAAAUUAAUGAUGUGAAAAGGAUGAGCAUACUUUCUGAACGGCACAUAUACAAAUGGAAUAGUUUUCCACAGGAUCAGGAAAAAACAUGUUAAAAAGAGGGUGCGAAAAUGUCUGGACAGGUCUGGACGAGGGUAUAUAAGGGGACCCCGUUUCAUGAAUAAAGGAUUCGCGGUAGAUUCUAGUACGAGUCAAGUCAGACUCUUUGUUUUGAAAUAUCCGAAACCACCUAAUUCUCUUCGGGUAACCAGUCCCUUUUGGAGGAGAAUUUUGUUUUAGAACUAGCCACAGAGUGGAUCUCUUCGGGUAACCAGUCCCUUUUGGAAGAGAAGUUCAACCUUAAUCCUCUUCGGGUAACCAGUCCCUUUUGGAGGAGGAUUAACCCA
Molecule: messenger RNA, 17692 nt
Organism: Aedes albopictus (Asian tiger mosquito)
Lineage: Eukaryota; Metazoa; Arthropoda; Insecta; Diptera; Culicidae
Product: F-box/LRR-repeat protein 16
Exons: 6
Coding region: 1208-2824 (538 amino acids)
Biological process (GO): SCF-dependent proteasomal ubiquitin-dependent protein catabolic process
Cellular component (GO): SCF ubiquitin ligase complex
Molecular function (GO): protein binding
Source: RefSeq, a predicted model, not a curated record